This is a messenger RNA of Prosopis cineraria, 1353 nucleotides long. RefSeq lists its product as uncharacterized. The record is from RefSeq and is a predicted model, not a curated record. The transcript has 3 exons. NCBI's taxonomy places the organism in Eukaryota, Viridiplantae, Streptophyta, Magnoliopsida, Fabales, Fabaceae. Bases 400 to 858 code for a protein of 152 amino acids.
UAUACAUUCUGAUCGCCAUUUUCUAUCUUCGGCUCUGACUAGUUCCUCCUCCGUCUUCUUCCUUGCUCUCUGUGGCUACUCCUCUCAGACCUAGUCCGGCUUGCACUAAUCAAAUCUCAAUCUUCAGCCUUCUAUUUCUAUUUUAGCACAUCAGCUUCUGAUCUGAGUCUUCAGAAUUUCUAACUCGGAUCAAAUUUUUGACCAGUUUUUAGUGUCUGUUUUGCCUUGCUUCAAGCCAUUCACAGAAAAGUCUAUACUUCCUUUUGGGUUCAAGCAGUUUCUGGAUUUGUCUUAUCAGGGUUAAUAAAAUGGGUCGUGUUGGAGAUGCAGAAAGCACAUAGAAGAUACCAGAUAUCUGCCUGAGAUAUUUAGUUGAUCUCAUCAAAGUUAUUUUUGACUAUGGGUAGAGGCAGGGGAAAGGGGAAAAAGCAGAGGGUUACUUCUAAGCAGGAGGAAACUGGAAGUGGUGAAGAGGAAAGAAUUCCUGCCUACAGAAGAAGAGGAAGGCCACAGAAGCCACUGAAGGAUGAAACUGAAGACGUAGACACGACUGAAAAGAUUGGAGAAAAUGGUGAAAUCUUGAAUGGUAAUGUUUCCAGCAAUGAGAUGAAAACUCAGCUUGCACCAGAAAAUAAGAAAAAGAGGAAGAGGUCUGUACAGGUUAAAGAAAAAAUAGAUACCACAAAAGAAGAGAAUGGCAUCAGAACCAAGUCAAGCUCUGAUGACCCAACAAAGAUUGUUGGGUUCCGACAAAAUGGAAGCAGGCGGAAAAACAAGCCUCGUCGAGCUGCUGAAGCCGGAGUAGAUUGCAAGUUGAUUGUGAAUAUUGGAACUGCUGCUGUGUUCCCAAUGAUCUAAGUAACUCGUAUUAUCGAGUGAGUAUCCCUUUGCACAUUGAGAUGCAUUUUAAUUGGAACGCUAAUUGUUGAUGAGCCGAAGUUUGAGAGAGAACAAGAAAUCUAUACGGCCACAACAUAUGAUCUUGGGUCACUGAUGGAGGCAGUGAGUAUAUUCUAAUGCCUGAAAUUAGGAACUCUUGUUGCCAGCACGUUACAAUCUUCCCAAGAAUGGAUAUUAUGAACAAAUUCUCAAAGUGUUGGUAACGCAAGUUUCAAGCAUGUGAUUUUCCCUUUAUUCACGACAGAAGAUUCGUUCGGUUCCAGCACUUUACCCUCACGAUCUUACUCGCAACCCUUGGAGGGUUUAUGUGAUUUGUCGGCCCAUAUUCUUGAGUUUGACCCAAAAGGUAGUCCAAAGUUGAAGCCCAAUGUAUUAACCUUGUCGGCAUUAUUUUUAAUAUUUUUCUUGAUAAAUUCAAUUUCAGUGCCCAAUAAAAUAAAUAUAAUAAUAAAA